Molecule: messenger RNA, 9350 nt
Organism: Phaedon cochleariae (mustard beetle)
Lineage: Eukaryota; Metazoa; Arthropoda; Insecta; Coleoptera; Chrysomelidae
Source: the annotation of a GenBank genome assembly
UUGUGCAUCAAGAUCCAAGUCUCCUUUCAUGAAGGAUAGUUUUUGUUUUUUCAUGCAAAAGCCAAGUUCAUGAAGUAGAUCUCCCAACAUGCCUGCAUUACCCUCUUUCACUGUGACAUUAUCUUGGUAAAUAUCUCCCAAAUAAAGUUUCAACAUCCAUGACACCAAAAAACACCUAUUGGAAGCAUGGAAGACGUCAGCUAGCUCAUUAUCAUCCAUACAAUGUGCAAGAGGAUAGUUGAAGAACAAGAGGCAAUCUUUAAUAUCACAAAAUAUUGUUUCCUGUGAGAGUUCCAUUGCACUGUUGAAUUUAUAUCCUUAUAUCAUUUUUUGAGCAAUAUUUUCAAACUUGCCGCCGAACUAUGUGCAUACAUGCGCAUGUUCAAGUUCAAUACCUGUUCUUUUUAUUGGCGGAACUGAAAAGAGAGGGUGCAUGAUGAAAACAAAGUAAUCCGGGUCCCGGAACCGGGAGGGAUGAAUUUUUAAUGAUUUGAGAUAAUCAGAAAAUGGCGAGUGUUGUGUUUAUCAAAUUAAUAGGAAAUGUAGUAUUCUCAUAACUAAACAAAUAUACCAAGUUCAUCAUCAUCUACAAAUGCUCCUGUUUUCUUUGGAAUGUUUAAUUAAUUCAAUUUCUUGUUGAAAUACGACCUAUCUACAUCGUGAAAUAAUAAGACAAAGACAAAUAAUGUCAGGUCACUCUCCGCAAAGCAGCCCAAUGCCUCCACCACAGGCUCCCAGUCCAAUGGGCCCCCCUAGCCAAAGUCCUGUUCCUUCUCACUCGCCUCACAGUCCUUAUCAACCCUCAAUGAGCCACAUGAACGGUCCCCCACACCCUAUGACUUCACCUGGACAUCCUUCCAUGCCUCCCACUUCGAUGCCAAGUUCAAACCAUCCUAUGCCAUCACACAUGCCCCCACAUGGUUCUCAUCCUCCGGGUCACAUGGGUCCUUUGCCUCAGGGGCCUCCCAUGCAAAUGGGACCAGGAGGCCCACCACCUCAUCAGGGAUCACCCCACCAGGGGCCUCAUCAGGGGUCUUCGCAUCAAGGGUCACCUCAUCAGGGUUCACCUCAUCAGGGGUCUUCUCAUCAAGGACCUCCCCAUCAAGGUCCUCCUCAUCAGGGGCCUACUCAUCAGGGGCCUCCUCAUCAGGGGCCUCCUCAUCAAGGACCUCCCCAUCAGGGAUCUGCUCACCAGGGAUCUGCUCACCAGGGACCUCCUCAUCAGGGUCCUCAUCAGGGAUCCCACCAGGGACCUCCUCACCAGGGACCUCCACAUCAGGGACCUCCUCAUCAGGGAUCUCCUCAUCAAGGACAUCAUCAUCAGGGAUCUCCUCAUCAGGGACCUCCUCAUCAAGGACCUCCUCAUCAAGGACCUCCUCAUCAAGGACCUCCUCAUCAAGGACCUCCUCAUCAAGGAUCUCAUCAAGGACCUCCUCAUCAGGGGCCUACUCACCAAGGGCCUCCUCAUCAGACAUCUCAUCAUAUGCCUCCAAACCAUCCUGGAGGCUCGGGCCAUUCAGGAGGGCCACCGCAAGGGCAUAUGGGACAACAGGGACACGAGAUGCCACCCAUGGGAGGGUCACAUGGAGGAAAUAUGCAGCCACAAUACCCUGGGCAUCCUCCAUCUCCACAGUCAGGGCAGCCAGUGCCACCUAUGGGACAUCCACCACAGAGACAGAAUCUGUCACCUGGUCCGCCAGCAACUUCUAGCACCGGUCCGCCUCCCCAAGGCCAAGAAAACCUGAACGCUCUCCAGAGGGCCAUCGACAGCAUGGAAGAGAAAGGAAUGCAAGAAGAUCCGAGAUAUUCACAGUUGUUGGCCCUCAGAGCUAGGAGUAACGGAUCAAAUUCUGUAUUCAGUCAAUCUCAGAUGACCCAAUUGAGGAACCAAAUCAUGGCAUAUCGAUACUUGGCAAGGAAUCAACCUGUACCACCUCAAAUUCUGAUGGCAUUACAAGGAAAAAGACCGGAUGGUUCCCCGCAGAGUCCAACUCCGCCACCUGCAAAUCCUUUUCCACCAGGAAACUCUGGAACGCAUCAGGGCGGCCCUAGUGAAUUGACAGAACCUCCUGUAUGUGAAAGUGGACCUGUGCAGCCUCAGCCGAUGAGGCCACCCUGCCCACCAAAUGUGCAACCUGGUAUUCCUCAAGCUCCUACAGGUCCUCCGCCUGUGCAUUUACCACCUCAGCCACCACCGCAGAACUUCAAACCCCAUGGGAUGCCUCCGGCUCCCACACAGAUGCAGAUGGGCGCAGGCCCGCGUCCUCCAGGACUUCAACCUUCUCAUCCUCACCCCCACCCACAACAGCAACCUCACCCGCAACCUCAACCGCACCACCAUCAAACAGCCAAACAGAACAGGAUCACGGCCAUACCGAAACCGUCUGGAGUUGAUCCCGUGCUGUUACUCCAGGAAAGAGAGAACAGAGUGGCGGCAAGAAUACAAGCACGAAUGGAACAACUCUCGAACCUACCGACAAACAUGUCCGAAGAGCUCAGAAUGCAAAUCCAAAUUGAACUGAGAGCUCUGCGCUGCCUCAAUUUCCAAAGGCAGUUGAGGAACGAAAUACUUGCCUGCACAUUACGUGACACAACAUUAGAGACAGCAGUAAACCCCAAGCAAUAUAAGCGCACCAAAAGGCAAGGUUUGCGUGAAGCUAGAGCAACGGAAAAACUCGAGAAACAACAGAAACUCGAAGCUGAGCGCAAAAAAAGACAGAAGCAUCAAGAGUUUCUCACUUCAGUGUUGCAGCACUCCAAGGAUUUCAAGGAGUUCCAUCGUAAUAAUCAAGGGAAGCUUUCUAGGCUCAAUAGGUCUAUCAUGAAUUACCAUGCAAAUGCCGAGAGGGAACAGAAGAAAGAACAAGAGAGGAUCGAGAAAGAACGUAUGAGGAGGUUAAUGGCUGAAGAUGAAGAGGGUUAUAGGAAGCUCAUUGAUCAGAAAAAAGAUAAACGUUUAGCAUUCUUGCUAUCGCAAACUGAUGAGUACAUCAGCAAUCUCACUGAAAUGGUCAAACAACACAAGUUGGAACAGAAGCGUAAGCAACAGGAAGAAGAGAAAAGAAAAAAGAAAAAGAGGAGGAAGAAAUUAUGCCUAGAACGUCUUUUGAACCCAGACGAUGAUGAUGAGUCGCAAGGGUCAGAUAGACCGAUAUCUGUCAUUGAAACAGCAACUGGUAAAAAACUCUCUGGAGAAGAAGCACCCCUACUCAGCCAGCUACAAGAGUGGUUGUCGCAGAAUCCUGGGUGGGAGAUCGGCGAUACAGAUGAUGAAGACUCUGAUGAAGAGGAUGAAGAUGAAGAUCAAGAUAGUAAGCCAAAAUCCAAGAAGCUGAAAUCAGAAGACGACAAAACAAAAUCUGUCAUCAAAAAGGCAAGGGUGGAAGACGACGAAUAUCACAAAAACUCAAUUGAGGAACAAACAUACUACAGCAUAGCUCAUACUGUACACGAAAUAGUAACAGAGCAGUCUUCUAUCAUGAUAAAUGGUGUACUCAAGGAGUACCAAGUCAAGGGCUUAGAGUGGCUGGUUUCUCUCUACAACAACAAUCUCAAUGGUAUACUCGCCGAUGAGAUGGGAUUGGGUAAGACCAUUCAAACGAUAGCUUUGAUCACUUAUUUGAUGGAGAAGAAGAAAGUGAAUGGGCCUUUCCUGAUCAUCGUUCCAUUAUCAACUUUGUCGAAUUGGGUGUUGGAAUUUGAGAAAUGGUCACCUUCUGUGAUUGUAGUUUCUUAUAAAGGUUCUCCUGCAGGAAGAAGGCAGAUCCAAAGUCAAAUGAGAUCUACUAAAUUCAAUGUUCUGCUAACGACCUAUGAGUAUGUUAUAAAAGAUAAAGGUGUGCUUGCUAAGCUUCCUUGGAAAUACAUGAUCAUUGACGAAGGUCACAGAAUGAAGAAUCAUCAUUGCAAAUUAACACAAGUUUUGAAUACCCAUUAUCUUGCACCACAUCGUUUGCUACUGACUGGUACGCCACUGCAAAAUAAGCUUCCUGAAUUGUGGGCACUCCUGAAUUUCCUGCUACCUUCUAUUUUCAAGAGUUGUUCCACUUUCGAGCAAUGGUUCAACGCUCCUUUUGCUACUACAGGAGAGAAGGUUGAACUGAAUGAAGAAGAAACCAUUCUCAUCAUCAGACGUUUGCAUAAAGUUCUUCGACCGUUCCUUCUGAGACGUUUAAAGAAGGAAGUUGAGUCUCAAUUACCAGAUAAAGUAGAAUAUAUAAUAAAAUGUGAUAUGUCCGGUUUACAAAAAGUUUUAUAUCAGCAUAUGCAAAGCAAAGGGGUUUUGCUCACAGACGGUUCUGAAAAAGGUAAUAAAGGAAAAGGGGGAUCGAAAGCUCUAAUGAACACCAUAGUUCAGCUCAGGAAGCUUUGUAACCACCCAUUUAUGUUCCAAAAUAUCGAGGAAAAGUACUGCGAUCAUGUGGGGAUAGCUGGUGGUGUUAUUUCAGGGCCCGAUAUUUUUCGUGCAUCAGGUAAAUUCGAAUUGCUAGACCGUAUUUUACCAAAACUCAAAGCGACCAAUCACCGAGUGUUGCUUUUCUGUCAAAUGACUCAACUCAUGACCAUUAUGGAGGACUAUCUAGGCUAUCGUGGAUUCGGGUAUCUACGUUUAGAUGGUACGACAAAAGCAGAGGAUAGAGGAGACCUGCUGAAGAAGUUUAACGAAAAAAGAGCAGAAUACUUCAUAUUUCUGUUGUCUACUAGAGCUGGUGGCUUGGGUCUGAACUUGCAAAGUGCUGAUACUGUGGUGAUAUUUGAUUCUGAUUGGAAUCCUCAUCAGGACCUUCAAGCGCAAGAUCGUGCUCACAGAAUCGGUCAACAAAAUGAAGUUCGAGUCUUACGAUUGAUGACGGUAAAUUCUGUUGAGGAGCGGAUCUUGGCGGCAGCCAGAUAUAAGCUGAACAUGGACGAAAAAGUUAUUCAAGCCGGCAUGUUUGAUCAAAAGUCAACCGGAUCCGAAAGACAACAGUUUUUGCAGCACAUAUUACAUCAAGAUGGAGAUGAUGAAGAAGAAGAAAAUGAGGUUCCAGAUGAUGAAACAGUUAAUCAAAUGGUGGCUAGAUCGGAACAAGAAUUCGAGUUAUUUCAAAAAAUCGAUUUGGAAAGGAGGAGAGAAGAAGCGAAAUUGGGUGCGGCUAGGAAGCCGCGUUUGCUGGAAAUCAGCGAACUUCCUGAUUGGCUAGUGAAAGAAGAUGAUGAAGUCGACCCUUGGAAUUAUGAUGAUAAUGACAGUAUACUUGGUAGGGGAACGCGUCAAAGAAAGGAAGUCGAUUAUACGGAUAGUUUAACGGAAAAAGAAUGGAUGAAGGCAAUAGAUGAUACCGACGAAUAUGUGGAAGAGGAAGAAGAGGAAGAGAAAUCUAAGAAGAAGAAAGGAGCACGUAAGAAGAGAAAACGAGGUGAAGACUCGGAUAGUGAGGUGGGAACAAGCAGCAAGAAAAAGAGCAAAACCCAAAGUACAGACAUGAGUUUGAAAAAACAGAUGAGGAAACUUAUGGCUAUUGUUACGAAAUAUAAUGACAGUGACGGCAGACUUUUGAGUGAACCAUUCAUGAAGCUACCUCCCAGAAAAGACUACCCAGAUUACUAUGAAAUCAUCAAGAAACCUAUUGAUAUCAAUAAAAUAAUGAAUCGAAUUGACGAGGGAAAGUAUUCCGACUUCGCCGACCUCGAACGCGACUUCAUGCUGCUCUGCCAGAACGCCCAGAUAUACAACGAGGAGGCCUCGUUGAUCCACGAAGACAGCAUCGUCCUCCAGUCGGUCUUCUCUAAUGCCAAGCAGCGCAUAGAGAUGGACGGCGGCAGCCAAGGUGGUGGGGAAUCUGAGCAAGAAGAUGAGAAAGAAGAAGGGGACAAGUCGGACGGAGAGACGACGAUGAAAAUGAAGAUAAAGCUCAAGAAUAAGAAACUCGGCACCAGGCGCAAGCGCACUCAAAAGAAGUAUGUGUCCGAUGACGAUGAGGAUGACGAUGAUUGAGAUUGGUCAUGGCUAAUUUUCUAAGGCAAGAUUCUUUAACAGGUAUGUAUGUGGAUAUCAAAAUUGGAACCGUUCGUAAGAUAAGGAUUUGUGCUACUAGAAUCUCGUUUUUUCAUUUCUCAGCUCUAAUCUAGAGAAAAAUGCAUCACACAUUCAUCUCUCAUAGUCCGAAUUCCCUAUUGACCUGAAAGAUAGGCCCAUCUUUCGUAGAAAUGGUAGUGUGUUCUAUUUUAACAACCAAUACAAAAACAACCUCACUCAAGAUUUUUCAACUCGAAAUGCCGAGAACAAAUUUUUUUCAUAUUAUAAAAAGAGGCUGAUAUAAAAAAAAUCACGCUUCCUUACCAUGUUCUGAUAUGAUUUUGAAAAGAACUAUUACCAAUGAAUCUGUCAUUAGAUUUUAUAUCAUUAAGAUAUAUCAUAAUAAUUUAGCUAACAUGGUUUCAAUUGAAGGUACCUACUUGUCUUUCAAUUAGAGGUUUUAUUGUUUUUUGUGUUAUUGCAAAUUCUCAUUGUAUAUAAUUCAGGCAAACAUAUUAUGUUUGUUUACUUUUUUACUCAAGCAAUUGAAUAAUCUCAUUCAUUGAAUUGACUUGUUAUUGAAAGAUAUUGUUGAUGAUGGCUCAGUUUUCAUACUGUCAGUUAUGAAUCUCUAGAUGUAUCAGUUGGUCUUUUAUUCUCAAAUCUUGGAUACCUUCUCGAAACUUGUUCAUUUCAUGAUUUCAUUAUUGGAGUUAUCUUAGAUAUCUAGAUAGAAAAGCUUCGAUUCUUUUUCAAUUGAAUAAAGCUACAGGAUGUAUGUAUAAAGAGGGUGUUAUUUUAGUAGGAUGUCAAACCUUACCAAAAACUUGUCCCUUACUACUACAAAUAACACUGCCAAAUUUCAACAAAAUUGGGUGAAGGAUUCCCAUGAUAUUUAAAAAGAACCCUUUUUUUUUUUUUAAUUUGACAUCAUUCAAGAAAACUAUGCAUUUCCGGACCUACGUUUAUAUGAAAGUUUCGUCUCAUAAGGCCUGUUCGUUUGUAUUGCUAAACUGGCUAAAGUUGAUUUUUCAUGCUAUGAUGUAAACAAAGAAAGUCAUAGAAAAAAAUCAAGUUCAGCAGGUUGAGCAAGCACAAACGAACAGGCCUAUAAUCACCUAAGAAAUCACCCCUUGAAGUUUGGCCAGAUACUAAAAUAACACCCUGUAUAUACAAAUAGGUAUAUAAGUGUAUAUAAUAUGAGGGAAAAUUGUGAUUUCCCAUUUGAUGAAAUAGUAAAUUAUUUUAGUUCUAGCUGCAGCAAAAGCGGGAUAAAGAAUUUUUUAUGAAUACUCAGUAUUGAUACAUUAUUUAGGAAUGUUUUUGGCUGUGUGAUUCGUGAUAUUUUUCCAUUUAUUCAGGGUGUUUGAUCAAGGUUGAUCACCGACGGGAUCUUGUUUUUUAUAGGGACCUGUUAUAUAUUCUUGAAAUAUUACUGAUAUACAGGAGUUACAGAGGAUUGUAGUGCAUCAGGUCGAUAUAUUUUUUUCUCGAUAUUUACACAGGAGCGUCGAUAAAUUGAGGUUUACGAAACCUACUUCAAUGUAUAUUUUUGUAAUUCGUUCAAGUUUAAACUUGUGCCAUGUGAACACUUCACUUUUACUAACGCCAUUGUGUAAUUUUUCGUAAUUGUCGUGAUCACUAAUUCUUAGCCAAGAAAUAAAGAUAUCCAAAUUUGAAAAAAAAGACAUACAAUUCCCUAAAUUUCUUGAAAAAACUAAAUUGUUCUGACUUUCUCUAUUGCCCUGACAUAAUUCAAUAUCCUGUAUAUCCUCAAUGAACUCUACUAGGGGAUAUAUAAAGUAGUAGGUCCUGAAUAUUCCUCAAAUAUCUAUCUAUCAUCCAUUUGUAUUCUAGUGGAGUGAAAAAUUUAUAAUAUAAUGGCUUUUUCAUAUGUAUCUCCUUCAUCAUAAAUAUUUUUCGGUUGGAGAAAGAGGAAAUGAUACGAACACCAAACACCCUGUGUACUCAUUUUCUGCAAUACAAUUCAUUUCAGCAUGCUCAACUAAUUCUCACGCAGGAAUUGAUUGAUUAUUCAGAUUUUAUGAGAAUGAUAGAUUUUGAAUCAUUUUCGAGUGUUCCAGAUAUGAUAAUUCAUAUUUCAGUUCUCCUAGAUGUUAUAUGUAUAUUAGAUGUUUCAGAUACUUUUCAGCUCUGAGCUUGAUGUGCAAUUUCAAUUAUUUGGUAGCUUCUGAUCAGCAGAUGACAAUUAUUUAUUUUCAUUUUUGUCACUGCUUGAGAAUCCCACACAUAAUUCCUAUCUCAAAAAACAAAAAUAUAUUUCAACAAAUGAACUUUGUUAUGUGAUUAUACUUUAAACUUUUUUAUAUGUAUGUUUGUUGUGUACAUUCAGUCUAGUCUAAAUUAUUGUGAUAUUCAUUGAACUUAUAAAAAUGUGAAUCUGUAGAUAAUGGGAAUUAUGACUUGGGAAUCAAGUGAAAUGCUUACAUACAGGCGAUCUCUGGUAUACAUGUUUAAUUUUAAGAUUUGUGCCGUUUCUGUGCCAUAUUCCGAAAAAGUGCAAUAUUUUUCUUUUUGUAAAAUUGAAGUAUUUUCUAGAGUUAAUGCUUCGUGUGACACUAUAAGUAAAAGCAUAAAUAUAUGAUAUAUGAAUCUGUUUUUCAUUUUACACUGCAAAAUGACCCCUUGUUUUUUAGAAUGAUAAAACAUAUUUCGAAUUUUCCAUAUUUUCGAGGGUUAGACAUUUCGUAUUGUGAGGUUGGCUUCAAAGAUGUCAAAUAUCGAAUGGAAAUCGUAUCGGGCGCCACUGUCAAAAUUAUUGAUCAUUCACUUUUGAAUUGUAAAUGAUCGAAAAUGACUGCAUGAACAACUGAAGCGCCAAUCUGUGACCAGUGCCAAACGAAUCUGUCGGUGAAACAUAUUGUAGUGAUAUACCUAUUCAGAAUUGAAGGCUUUAUUCAACUGAAAACUAUACUGACAAAUUAUCAUCAUUGAUAGAUUGACAACGUCAUAAUAAACUUGACUAACAAAUUAUAAACAUAUACAGAGUACAAAUUUCACCACAUUCUCCGCCACUUAAUUUAGAAUGAAAUCAUUUAAGUGCUUUGGAGGUUGCCUUUUUCUAGUAGGUCUAGUUUCUUUGUUAGCAUCCCCUGGAUCGACGCAUAUUCGGUUAUUCAGUUCUCUAUCUUCCAUAGUUUCUGAAUGAGUAUUCAUUAACUCCCUUGGGUUCUCAUUAUCGUCAGAUGUUUCAGAUUGUAUGGUCAAUCCAAAAUCCGAAGUAGAAGCACGAUCGCAGUUUUCUUGAUGAGGAGUAGUGAUAGUUUCAUGUUGAGGAUCCGUGAUUAACAUAUCAGAUUCAGGGUUAUCAUUUUUGAAAAGUAGGGUUACA